Molecule: messenger RNA, 2928 nt
Organism: Moneuplotes crassus
Lineage: Eukaryota; Ciliophora; Spirotrichea; Euplotida; Euplotidae
Source: the annotation of a GenBank genome assembly
AUGAAAUCUACUAUCAAGAGUAAACUAGGGGCUUCAAGAACAGGGAAGACUUUCAAGACUACCAAGGUUGGGAUCAUAGACGAAGACUCCAAGCCUUCCUCCAAUCCAGUCGUGUACUUUGACAAGUUGCCAGAUCCAUACAAUUUUAUUAACAAAUGUCUCGAGAAUAUGAUUUUGAAGAAUGCUUUUGAGAAAAUACUAGCAAUAGAGAAGAAAAAGCUCAGUCCUGAGUAUGAAGGGUUCCUUAAAACUAUCUAUUCUACUGGGUUUGUAGAUGUAAAUGGAAUCACAGCUAUCAAGUCCCUCCAGACAGCCCAAUUGAGCACAAAUAAGGUCAUUAUUGGGGACAAAAAUGGUCUAAUUCACUUACUUGAUACUCAAAGAAAGAUAGUUCCUGGAGAAUUGGAGCUAUUCCAGGGAAAUCGCAUUACUAAUAUUGAUAGCUGUUCGAUCCCAUGGCUCGAAACUCAUCUCUCAACUAUAGCUGUGAUUUCAAGAGGAAGUCCAGAAAUUAAAAUUGUUAUGAACAAAAUCUCUGAGAACAAACUGUUUCAUCUCUACACAAUCAAAGGUCUGAGUCAGAACUUAUCGGAAGGAGAUGAGAUCACUGCAGAGACAAGCUAUCUCGACUUCCCUUGAAAAGUUAAGCUAUCGAAGGAAGGACAAUUUUUACUGGUUACUACUUAUGAAGGAAAAGUACACUUAUUGAAACUUCCUGAUCCAAUUAACCCUAUCCAGAUAGAGGAGCAAGAGAAGAAAGAGGAUAAGGAAAUGCCUCCUGGAACAACGCCUCCUCCUGAGCCCACUGUGAAUAACUUCAUUAAGCCUGAUCUUGAAAAGAUCGAGCAUCAAGAUUUACAAUUUAGUGAUCUUCUUCAGUUCACUGUGGAUGCUAAACCAAUACCAAAGCAGUUUGUAGACCCCUUUGAACCAAAAGAUGAACCAGAAGAGGAAGAAGAGCCAGUCAACGAGAAGCCAGCUAAGGGCAAAAAGGCAGCUAAAGAGCCUCCAAAAGAACCUGAGCUGGAGGAAGAGCCAGAGCAGGCUGAGAACGGCCCAAAAUAUGAGUAUAAGCUUGGCAAGAAGUUCGUUGAUGGUGAGAAAGGAGAUGCUAGUAUCCUCUGUCGUAGCAAAGGGCCUAUCCCACAUGCAUACUUUGUUCGAUCUCUCUUCUGUACUCAAGUGGGAUCUUCAAACAGCAGGCAGUACAUCAAAACUAUGAUAACUACUGGUUUUGUAGUCGCUUACGAAAAGCUUAACCUUGUAGAAGUUUACCCAAUUCAGGAAUGUAAGAAGGAAAAUAUCCCUAAGGAUCUGACCUACGAUAAAUUCCAGAAAGAAUUCAACCGCAAAAGAGCAGAGGAGAAAAAGAAGAAGGAAAAUACUCUUGCCACAUUGAUAAAGACAGCUAGGGAUGAUCUCAAGGCGCAAGAAGAAGAGAAGGCUAAAGAUGUAGAAGAAAAUAAAGAAGAAGACGAGAAGAACAAGCCUGUUCUAACCUUCAUCUCUUUAUUCAACAUCAGCUCUGCAGAGUACCUCGAUAAUGCUGAGAACGCUCAGUACCUAGCAAUAGGGAUGGUCAAUGGAGGGGCUAUUAUCUACGACCUAUGUUUAGGAGUUGAGAAAUUAGUCCUCGAAUGCCACGGAGGCCCUGUAACUUCCCUAUCCUUCUUCAAAGAUAAGAGUAUAAUCACAGGUAGCACCUUCGGCUCUGUGUAUAUCCAUAGCCUUAAUGAAGGAGAGGGCGAGAAAAGUCUAAAGUUUAGCCAAUCCAACUGCAUGGAUGAGUACAUCCCUGUUGCUAAAGUGAUGGCCACCGAAUACGGCAUCGGAAUCGCACUUGACGUCAUGGGUAAUAUCAGACUUUACGAUCUGAUCAGGUUCAAGAAAAUUUCUAAAGUCAAAGACAGAAAACCACAAGACGAAUUUGCUGAAAAACUGGGUGAGGUAGACCUCACUUCAGCCUUCAGGGUAUUCCCAAAUGUCUGCCUCGAAGUGAAUGGAGAGCAUAUUAUUAUAGUCGAUAACUCACAAGAAUUUUUACAACCGAAGGAAGAAGAUCAGCCCCAAGAUGAGGUACAGGAGGAAGAUCCCAAGAAGAAAGGCAAAGCUGCUGAAGAAGAGCCUGAAGAGGUCAAAGAGCCAGAGGAAAUCAAAACUAUCACUGAUUUCCAAAUUCUUAAGGAUAAUGAGUAUGAAUAUGACUCAAAUAAGGUCAGAACGACAAUGAAGUCACCUAAUAAGCUUGUUGAAGAGCUGGAAGAGCAGACUUACUUCAUCAUGAGUGAUAGUACUAUCUGUAUCUACCGUCUUGAAGACGUAGUUUUCUCAAUUUACCCUCACCUUGCUGGCAUCAGAAGAAGAGGUAUUAAUACCAAAGAAGUCUUUGCAAGGGAGGAUCCAGAUAAGAUGGCAUCAGCUAAAGGCUCUAAAGAAGCAGAACAAUCAAAUCUGCAAGCUCCAUACGCUGGAGAGCAGCAAAAGAGUCUUCACAGCAAGAGAACUUUAAAGAGCAAUUCCUCUGUUCAUUCUGGAAAAUCAGGUUAUGGUAAUGAUAGUCAAGGAUUUGACCCAAAUGUAAUUGCUAACUUCGCAGUUAAAAAGACUCCUAGCGCUCUUGGAAACCAGAAAAGGAGCGAUGAAUCGAACAAGAGCAAAGGUAGUUUGCUAAACGAUUCUCAGCACAAUUAUGGGGUACCAACACUAGAGAUUCUCAACCCUGAGUUAUACAAAGAUAAAGCCAAGAAUGCUAAAGUAGUCAAGGAUUUCCAAUAUGAAUCUGUUAAAAAUAUCAAAGAGAGAUACAGUUACCACGAACUUAGGGUCCAAAGAGCCAAUAAGAGAAGUCAAGAGAUCCAAAAGGAGCUUGAAGCAAAAAGAGAGGAAGAAAUUAUGAACAAGAGAAAAAGAAGACUCAUUAAAACAUAA